CAGUCUCCUGAGUAGCUGGGACUACAGGCACACACCACCCUGCCCAGCUAAUUUUGUUUUUUGUUUUGAGACAGAGACUGGCUCUGUCUCCCAGGCUGAAGUGCAGUGGCGCGAUCUCAGCUCACUGCAAGCUCCACCUCCCAGGUUCACACCAUUCUCCCACCUCAGCCUUCCGAGUAGCUGGGACUACAGGCAUCCACCACGACGCCUGGCUCAUUGUUUUUUUAUUUUUAGUAGAGACGGGGUUUCACCGUGUUAGCCAGGAUGGUCUCGAUCUCCUGACCUCGUGAUCCGCCCGCCUUGGCCUCCCAAAGUGCUGGGAUUACAGGCAUGAGCCACCACGCCCGGCCCUCUGUAGCCCACUCAUUCACUCACUCCCUCGCUCUCUAACCCACUCCUGCUCACUCAUUCACUGGCUCACUCUCUAACCCACUUUCCCUUUCUCAUUCCCUUGCUUGUUCUCUAGCCCACCCUCACACACUCAUUCACUGGCCCACCCCUUAGGUGUGUGCUCCUGUGCCAAGACUGAGAUCCAGCUGUCACAACAGGCACCCACUGACCCCAGCCUCGUGGAGCCACCAUUCACCAGGCUUGAGGGGAGGAUGUCACAUUGCCCUGCUCCCUUCAGUGCCAGCCAGGAUAGGGCCGGGUGGGUGCAGCUGGUGAAAAGAAAUGCGGCCCCCCAGCCACCCUCCGAGGCCCCCAGCCCCUGCAGACCAAGCCGAACAGCACAGCUCACAGGCGUAUCACAGGGCACCCAGCAGCCGCCUUCCCUCCAGAAGAGCCAAGAAGGCUCCCAAGACCAGAAACGCCCCCAGUGUGGCCGUGCCUGUCCCCAGUGCCCCGCCGGCUGGGGGGCAGCAUGCCCAAACAGAUGCACCCUGCCCAUGAUGGCACCACAGGGACUCCCAUUCUCAGGACCCUCCAGUCGUGCAAGCUGGAAUUGACGGGUUUCUGCCUGUAUAGGCAUCAGCUUCGGAAUCUCAGGUGCUGCUUGGCAGGAAAAUGCACGGCAGGAGGGGCUGGGCCUUUGCUCGAGGCUCCUGGGCUCACCCCCCAUUCUCCACUGCGGGGCCCAGGGUGGUCAAGAACAGCCACAACAACAACAAAAGCCAAACUGGGAACGGAAUCAUGGAAAAAACCCUCACAGGCUUUUGGGAACUUACAAAGAAAUGCCCACAUCCAUUCUACUAACAUGGCAUCUACUAACGUAGCAUCUACUAAUGUGGCAUCUACUAGGACGCCACAAAACAGACAAAUCCUUCCACGUAAGGCUGGACACGUCAGGGCUGUGGCCGUCUCAAAGCUGGGCCACAGGCAGCAUCCACGGCCAGUCCACUGGGUGGAGGAGACAGUGCUGGGGAGGAGCCUGAGGAGGGGCCAGGGCUGUCCCCUUAGGCAGAACGGCCCACCUGUGGUAUGCGCACAGCAGGGUUGUGGGGACACAAGAUGCCCCCUUCAUUCAUCAGUUACUUGUAUUCUUCCUAUGAAACACUUCCCGAUAAAAUGUGAAAAGGGGCAUUUUCUCAAGUACUUUCCCUACCUUAGUCCUGUGCUGCUUUACAAGGGUUUAAUAAGCAGCAGGGGUGGGAACAGAGCAGGACCCAGCUGGAGCUGGCCCAGGGUCCCCCAGCCCCCUGGCCCAGCCUGUUCUCUGCUCCGAGGGCUCGAGAUUGCCUCAGUUUCCCUGACAGCAUCCCCAGGGGCCAGCGUUACCUCCUCCUGUUGCUCAGAAGCCUUCAGUGCCCAUCUCUGCAGCUGGCAUGCGGGCUUCAGGUCGGGGCCCAUGGUGCCUGACACCUUUUCCCACCACCGCCCCCCACGCCCAGCCCAUGGACGCCCUGGCCUCUCAGAGCAGUGCGUUUGAGUACACGCUGGCCCCAGGUCGGACACUGUGGCAGUAACACAUGCCGCCCCUGUAGCUGCAACCACAGCAGUGACCUGAGAUACAACAGGGGGCCUGUUCUGUGUCAAUGGGCUGGGGGCCCAAGGGCUCUAGUUCUGAAGGGACAUCUGAGAAAUAGCCUGAGGGAGGUGAGGGCUGGAGCCUGGGGAGGGCACAGCCGUGCAAAGUCCCCAUAGUGGGCGCGUGCCUUGUGUGCUGGGGGCCACAGAGGGGCCCCAUGAGGCCCGAGUGAAGGGGCUGAGGGGGAGGCGGCUUUUGGACACAGGAGGACACUGCUGUCCGUAGGGCCAGGCAGGAUGCUGGUGGCUUGGUGCAGGUGGUGGGGGUGGGGAGGGGAGAAGCAGCAGGGUUGGGGGGGCUGGGCUAGGCCCCACAUAGCAGAGCAUGGUCAGGCACAAGAUAGACGAGCCCCACAUGUGCUGGGCGGGGCCUGGAGGCAUCCAAGGGGACAGCACGCUGGGGUCCACUUUGGCCAUACUAGCCGGCCACAUGGAAACAUCCUGGAGCCAGUUCUUGGCAAUGAUGGGGGGAGGUCCCCAAGACCACCCUGCACUGUUGGGGUGAUGACUGGUGAGCACCUGGGCUGCCACCGGAUGCAGGGCUGGGCCCAGGAGGUAGUGCCCCGGGGGCAGCAUGGGACUCCCAAGCUCCUGGUGCCCAAACCACAGGAAACGCCCAGAGAGCCCUGGGGUGGCAGCACAGCAGCGGUCAUCUGAGCAUCCGAGUCAUCUGUGCGUUCGAGUCAUCUGUGGAUCUGAGUCAUCUGUGCGUCCACGUCGUCUGGGUGUCCAUGCAUCCGAGUUGUCUGUGGAUCUGAGUCAUCCGUGCGUCCAUGUCGUCCGUGCAUCCACGUCGUCCGUGCAUCCACAUCAUCCGUGUGUCCACGUCAUCUGUGCAUCCACGUUGUCUGUGCGUCCACAUUGUCUGGGUGUCCACGUCAUCCAGGUGUCCGUGCAUCCGAGUUGUCUGUGCAUCUGCAGCCAGUCCCCAUGCAUUUUCAUAAACACACUCAGGUCAGCCUUAAAGCCCCACCGAGGAUCCACCACUCAAGGCUCCAGCUGGAGGCCCCACACCUGCCCUGUGCCACGCAGCUGGGGUGGACAGAGGGGCUCACGGGUGGCCAGGCCAGGGCACUGCUGCCUUCUACACACUCCAGGCUUGAGAGUUUUACGGCCACACAGGUUGGCCCUGGGUAGUGGGGCUGGCACCAGCCCAGCUGUGGGGCCUGUCCCUCUCCAUGAGGUCAGAGCUGUGAUCCCCACUUCUGAUGGCCUCCACUGCUCCACGUCUCCCAUAACCGCCUCCCUCCUGCUCCUACCCCCUGCCCAGACCCAGGCAUCUCUCUGUGGGCCUCCUGUCACCUGCCCUCCUCUGCGUCUUUCCGUUUUCCCCUCCCUGCCGCCGGCUCCUUGCACAGCACACAACAUGGCUGGGUUCCUCCCACCGAGCUCCUAGGAAUGUGCUUGUCACACGUGGGAAAGUCCUGAGGCUCCCACAACACGAAGCAUUAGAGUCCUUGCUCCUCCCUGGAGCCUCCCACCAGCAGCCCUGGGCCCGGGGUAGGAGGAGCAAACCGUUCCUGGCCCUGAGGCAGAAUCUCCCCAGCAACAUGGGCAGCAAAUGACUCUCAAGACAAACGGCUGUCACCACGCAAACGUUUCCAUUGGGGGAGAUGAGUUAGCGCAGCACCGCCUGGCCGUGUGGGACGCAUGGGGUUGGGCAGCAGGUGGUGGCUCAGCUGUUAACCCGCCACCACCUUUCACAUCAGUGGGGAGCUGGGACCACGCUGGGAAAUCCAUCACUUCAAAUCCCAGACUCCUGAUAUUCACAAGUACACAUCACAUGAGCCACAAAUACUCAGGCUUCGCGGUGCACCAAGUACCAGGGGUCCUGCAGGAAUGGGGACCCUCUUAGAGCGGCAGCCCCAGCCACCAGGCCAGGACGUGCUGUCUGGACCCAGUUCCUUCAGAAUGAGCCUGUCCAUCACUCAAAGCUCACCCGGGACGGGCCCAGCAACUUCCCCACGGCCUUUGCUCCCACAGCCAAACCGGAGGACUCAGGAUAUAGGAGCCUGAGGAUGUGCCUGGACCGGCGGAGGGUGGGGUCUAGACACGGCCCAUGGGAACCCCCGACAAGAUGAGCGCCACCUCCCAGUGCAGGGGCAAGAAAGACGGAUCUGCCCCGCUGACGGGGCCCUCUGCACACACUGCCUCUCUUCUCCAGGGCAGUGUGCAGAGGCCGGGCUCCAGGAGGAAAGCAGGGUUGGGUACCCGGUGCUGGGCCCCAGAGCCACACCCCAGCAGUGGCGACUGCCUAAGCAGUGCUGGUUCAGCUGGGGAUAGGCAAGGAGGGGCUGGGGCGGCUUUGCAGUGACUGUGACCCCGUCCCAGCUCUACCCUUGGACACUCGGGGGGUGGGCACCGUGUCCUUUCACCAUCCACCCCUGCUGCUCCCACCGCCUUCCCCGCAGUCCGUGAAAGAGACCCUGAGUCCACAGGUGGGGACCGAGGCCUCACGCGUGCCCCACUCCCACAUGGAAGUGACACCCACCGAGGGACCAUUCUCAAGCUGUGCCCACUACAGCCAUGGAACUAAGUCCAGCACAGACCGAGGGGGCCCCCAAAGGGACCAGAAAGCAGCCGCUGCAGGAACAGGUGGCCCCCCUAAAAGGCUAGACCGAGACCACUGGACCUGCAACAGCGCCCUGAGCACGCACCCAAGAGAAAUGAACACGUGUCCACACAGAAGCGGGGUUCACAGGUGUUCAUGGCAGCACAAUUCACAAUGGCCAGAAAGUGGAGGCCACCCGAUGUCGACUGAGGAUGGAUGCAGAGGUACGGUCUCCACGCAGUGGACGCAGUGGGUGGGGUUCAGUGCAAGAAGGAGGCAGCGCCACGUGCUACUGUGUGAGUGCACCUUGUGGAGACAAUGCUGAGAGGAGAGGGCAGGCAUGAAAGGCCACGGUGUGCCCAGGUCCAUUUCCAUGACAUGUCCAGAACAGGCAGAGCCACAGAGCCUGGUGGAGCAGCCACUGUAGGGUGUGGGGAGAGGCAGGAGUGGGUUCAGGUCUUCUCUGGGUACAGGGUGAUGAAAAUGAUCGCGAUGAUGUCAUAUAACUCUGGGAUUGCUCAAAAUCACUGAGUUGUGGACGUUGGGUGAAUGGGAGGAGGACCUUCCUUCUGCCAAGGUCACAUGGAGGUGGUGGUGACCCCACACCAACCCUGCUGAGGCCAGCUAAAGCAAUCUGGCCAAAACAGCCACACUUCUUCCUAAAAGCCUAAGAGCUGAUGGGUGGCAAGGAAACGGCAGAGGCAGGGCUGGCGGUUGGUGGCAGAGGCAGGGCCGGUGGUCAGUGGCAAGCCCUUCGCAGGCCUCUCAGGCCGGGAUGGAAGUCACAACACAGCCUGCAGCAGCCAGGAAGAAGCAGGGUGAUGGGGAAGCUGCCCCCGUGGCAGCCACGGGGGUGAUUCUGCAGUGGUGGGACCCAGGUGGGAAGCCAGGGCCGCUGACUACCUUCCGAGAGAGAGCCCGCAGCAAGUGUGUGCCGGAGGUCACCUGGCGUGCUCGCUGCAGGGACGCAGACCUCUCCCAGCUGGAGGCCAAGGGUGGCUUCAUGGUCCCCUUGAGUUCCGGCUCGGGCAGGGUUGGACUCACACUCAGAUUAGACAGUGCUCUGAAGAGAAGGGGCCCAUCACUCCGCAGGCAGCCAUCUGUCCUCAUCUGUCCACUCCCGGUAAAACAAGAGUGGUUGAGAGACAAGAUCAGGGGCCCGGCUGACACCGAGGCUGCACCCAGGAUCCGGCUCUCCUUGGAUCCCAUGGUGCUGGUGGGCCCCAUACACUGGUGGGCUUGGAAGAGAGAGGGUGGGAAAGGAACGGGGGAGACUGAGCUGAGACAGGCGAGGGGAGGUGGCUGGGAGUGGGGAUGUUGGCUCCUCAUGUAAUUCUACUAAGCACCUGCCACAGGCUCAGCCGGGUGGUACCUGGACCUGAGUGUGUGUGUGGACCGGAGGGGUUCUGCGGGCCAGAGACAGGAGGAUGCCACCACUAACACCAGCUAGGCCAGGUGUGGCCUGAGAUAGACAGGGGAACGCCACCACUAACCCCGCUAGGCCAGGGGUGCCUGAGCCAGAGACAAGGGGACGCCACCUCUAAGCCUGGCUUGGCAGGCACCUGGGCCAGAGACAAGAAAACACCACCUCUAACCUCAGCUUGGCAGGCGCCUGGGCCAGAGACAAGGGGACGCCACCUCUAACCUCA
This is a messenger RNA of Nomascus leucogenys (northern white-cheeked gibbon), 6165 nucleotides long. RefSeq lists its product as uncharacterized. The coding region runs from base 863 to 1867 and encodes 334 amino acids. The record is from RefSeq and is a predicted model, not a curated record. The transcript has a single exon. NCBI's taxonomy places the organism in Eukaryota, Metazoa, Chordata, Mammalia, Primates, Hylobatidae.